CGGUUAAUAAGAGAUAGGGCGUUAAGUAAAGCAUUAAUACGGUUUUCAAAAUGGCGGAUGGUGACAGUGCGGACAAAAUAAAAAUUACUGUGAAAACAGCAACUAGUAAAGAAGUUAUAGAAGUUUCAGAGAAUGCAACUAUAAAAGAGCUUCGAGAAGUUAUUCAUAACAAAUUUGAAGCACCUGUUGAACAGCUUUGUUUGAUAUUUGCGGGACGUAUUUUAAAAGAUGCAGACACAGUUAAGUCAGAAGGAAUAAAAGAUGGAAUAACUAUACAUCUGGUAAUCAAGUCACAAAACAAGGCACAAGCACAGGCAGCAAGUCAUGCAUCAGCCUCCGCUACAGCAAAUCCACAAGUAGCAAGCUCUCCUACCGGUGGAGGUGCUUCAUCUAAUUUGUUAUUCGGAAACAGCUUUGGAGGAGGGGGUGGAGGAGGUGGUGAUUUUCGUCAACAGAUGACACAACAGAUGCUUAAUAAUCCAGAAAUGUUGCGCCAAGCAUUAGAUAACCCUCUCAUUCAAAAUAUAACCUCGAAUCCAGAUCUGAUGCGUUCCGUUAUGACAAGUAAUCCAGAAAUGCAGAACCUAAUGGAGAGGAAUCCAGAAAUCUCACAUCUGUUGAAUAAUCCAGAGUUGAUGCGUCAGACUAUGGAAAUGAUGAGAAACCCUGCAAUGAUGCAAGAAAUGAUGAGAAAUCAAGACAGAGCUAUGAGUAACCUGGAGAGUAUACCAGGUGGUUUCAAUGCCUUGAGACGAUUAUACACUGAUGUUCAAGAACCUAUGAUGAAUGCUGCUGAAGAACAGAUGCGAUCAAGAUUGGAUCCUAACCAAGCUAGUGGUGGGGCAACAAGUCCUGUUAAUCCACAAAGAGGCACAGAAAAUCUUGACCCUCUACCCAAUCCAUGGAACCCUAAUGCAGGAAGCACCUCAGCGCCAUCUUCCUCUGGUACUUCAACUGCAUCAACAGCAAACCCAUUCAGUUUGUUCAGUGCAAACUCAGGUGCUAAUCUAAGUUCAACAGAAAGCAUGCAAAGUUUGUUCUCUCAAGUCCAGUCGAAUCCGGAACUGCAAGCCAAUGCAUUACAAUCACCUUUCAUGCAGCAAAUGAUGAAUCAAAUGAUGAGUAACCCCACCUUAAUGACAGCAGCUCUACGCAGCAACCCGAUGUUUGCUCAAAAUCCACAACUGGCAGAGCAGGUAGCACAACAAAUGCCACAACUUUUGGAAAGGCUACAAAAUCCAGAAGUGAGAAAUAGCAUGAGUAACCCUCGGGUUAUUCAAGCCAUCCAACAAAUUCAGCAGGGAAUGCAAACCUUACAAUCGGAAGCUCCCGAGUUAAUGCCAAUGUUUGGCAUGCCAAGUGGCACUCCCUCUACCGCAACAGCCAGCACCACUGCUUCCACUACGACUACUACUUCUUCAACUCAACCAAACGUUGAUCCACUCAAUUCUCUGUUUGGACAGCUAAUGACAAGUAUGGCUGCACAACAACAAGCCGGACAGGCUAGUGGUCAGCAGCAGCCCAUUGUGCCCCCUGAACAACGCUAUCAAAUACAGUUGGAGCAAUUGUCAUCAAUGGGCUUUAAUGACAGAGCAGCAAAUAUUCAAGCAUUGGUGUCAACAGGAGGCGAUGUGAAUGCAGCUAUCGAACGUCUUAUUGGAGGUUAAUGGAAAUGGAUUUGAACAAUCUAAAUUAUCUAUCACUUAAAUUUGUUGAUAGUUGUGAUAAUGUUUUCAAACAGAAUAUAUACCUAAUAUUGUUAACAUUUGAACAUUAUUGAUAUGCAAAAAACAUUUAAAUUUAAUAUGAAAUAAUUCCAUUUACACGUCGCUCUUUUUGGCCAAGCAUUUUUUU
Molecule: messenger RNA, 1854 nt
Organism: Hydractinia symbiolongicarpus
Lineage: Eukaryota; Metazoa; Cnidaria; Hydrozoa; Anthoathecata; Hydractiniidae
Product: ubiquilin-1-like
Exons: 17
Coding region: 51-1667 (538 amino acids)
Biological process (GO): ubiquitin-dependent protein catabolic process
Cellular component (GO): cytosol
Molecular function (GO): polyubiquitin modification-dependent protein binding
Source: RefSeq, a predicted model, not a curated record